This is a messenger RNA of Didymodactylos carnosus, 375 nucleotides long. Lineage: Eukaryota; Metazoa; Rotifera; Eurotatoria; Philodinida; Philodinidae. The record is from the annotation of a GenBank genome assembly.
AUGCUUUGUGCAUUAAUGAUAUCAUUAUAUCAUGAACAAGCUUCUUGUUUGCAACAACCAUAUCAAAUAUUAUCGUUAUUAGUCGAUUUAGACUCAUUAAUUGCUAACUGGCGCUAUGCUCAUCUUUUAUUGGUUCAACGACAAAUUGGUAGUAAAAUGGGCACAGCUGGUACGGGUGGUAUUGCAUAUUUGGGCAAAACAUGCGAUUAUCGUUAUCAAGUAUUUAUUGAUUUAUUCAAUGUGGCAUCAUUUUUAAUUCCAAUGGAAUAUUUACCUAAAUUAAGUGAGAAAAUGAAGAGACCGCCAUUACUACGAUUAAAGUCAUAUCCGUCAUCAGGACAAGAAAACUAUUUUCAAAGACAAAUGUCAAGAUAA